Vairimorpha ceranae is the source of this 198-nucleotide messenger RNA. RefSeq lists its product as hypothetical. The record is from RefSeq and is a predicted model, not a curated record. The transcript has a single exon. The annotation marks the transcript as partial. Lineage: Eukaryota; Fungi; Microsporidia; Nosematidae.
AUGUUCAAAUUCUUUUUCUUUUUAACAGGCAUAUAUACCUCGACAAAUAAUGGAUUAAUAUGUACUACGGAAUCUGUUGCAAGUAAUAUGAAUGAUUUUUAUAUUGCAAAAAGAAGAAAACAAUGUAAUCAGAUUUCAACUGGCAACAAUAAUACAAGUCAAUUUCCAGAACAAGAAAACUUUAAGCUGGGAAAGAUA